Messenger RNA from Symbiodinium pilosum, 561 nucleotides. The record is from the annotation of a GenBank genome assembly. NCBI's taxonomy places the organism in Eukaryota, Dinophyceae, Suessiales, Symbiodiniaceae.
AUGUCUGGUGCGCCAAACGACGGAGCAGCUGGCGCGGCUGCUGCUGUAGGAAAUGCUGCGCUCUCCGGAGCUCGAAUGGGUGCCGCUGCAGCGCAGCGGGGUGUCGUAAGCCUUUCCAUCUAUGUUCAGCACAAUCCGUCGGGAGUCAAGGUCUUCUGCUGCUUGGCUGGACUCGCAUUGUCCACAAUCAGCAUCCUCAGUAUAGUGGGCGUGGCGCAGAUCAGUGAUGAGGACCACUGGACAGCGAGGGACUCCUUGCAGAAUGUCUACACAUUCAUCUUUGGCCUUGUCAUCUGCAUCAUAGACAUGAAGGAGGAAUGGGCGAACAAAGUCUUUGGACUACAAUCCAAGAUAUUCCUGUACUGUCAGUUCCUUGCCAGUCAAACUGGCAGAGCACUGUUCUAUUUCUAUGUUGGCCUGCUUCCCAGCAUUCCAUCUGACAUGGCUGACGGUACAGCCCGAGGGCUGCCUCGGAGGCUGGAGGGUAGUGGGCCGAAGGGAGCGGUGGGGCGGGGUGGGGCAGGGUGGGGCGGGUGGCGAUCAACCCAGAGCGCAACAUGA